UUCACUUUUCCACAAAUGCUGUAGCGAGACGGUCGUGGUUUUGCGUGGUUACGAUUAAUUAUCGCGAAGUUUUUUUGCUCAUCGUUCUGCGGGAGCCGUUCUUUGCGCAAGUUCCAAGCAUAAAAAAGAAUUUUAUCACGAUGAAAAUCUGGACCUCAGAGCAUGUAUUCAACCAUCCAUGGGAAACCGUGGCACAGGCUGCCUGGCGCAAGUACCCAAACCCAAUCAACACAGCAGUGAUCGGCACAGACGUCGUCGAACGGCGGGUCGUGGACGGUGUCCUGCACACGCAUCGACUCGUCAGCUCGAAGUGGUACUUCCCGCAGUGGGCUCAGAAGCUAAUUGGAUCUCCCAAUGUGUGCUAUGCCAGUGAAAAGUCCACUGUGGAUCCGACCAAGCGGCAGAUGACCCUCAAGACGAUCAACCUCACCUUUGUCAGUUUUCUGUCGGUGUACGAAACACUCAGCUACGUACCGCAUCCAACAGAUCCGGGUAAGACGCUGCUCCGACAGGAAGCCACCGUGCAGGUCGAGGGUGUCCCACUGAACCGGUACAUGGAAGAUGUACUGACGAAAAACAUCAGUACCAAUGCCGGUAAAGGUCGUCAGGGUCUCGAGUGGGUGAUAGGAAAACUAAACUCGGAGGUAAAAGAGCUUGCCUCAUCGGCAGCUAACAGCACAAACGAGAUCCUCACCCAGACAAAGAAAUCGCUGGACGACAUUACCGACCAGGCGCGAAAGAGUAUGGAUGAACUCAGUGCAACGGCGCAGAAAAUUCAUAUAUAGUAACAAACGUUGCGCGGCUUCGUCCAACACUGCUACCGCUGAUAAUGCAACCGCUUCUUCGCCCCUGCCCAAAUUUCCAUCAGCAACGGCCGAGGCUACGAAAUCGACCGGUUCUGCAAAAGGCAAUCCCGAUAGCGGAGAAGCCACAUCCUCCAGUACGGCUGCUUUUCGAUCGGAAGAUACUACCGAUAGUAUCAACAAUACCAACAACAGUACACGAUCCAGGACUAAACAAUUCUAUUCUGCAACAUCUGCCGACAACAAUACAAGAAAAGCAACAUCCACAUCAUCUUCAUCUUCAUCAUCAUCAUCAUCAUCUAGAGCCAGUACAAUCCCGCCAACAACCGCUUCAUCGUCGUGAUUGUGGGCGAAAUUGACUGAUCAGUGCGACAGAGAUGCAGUAUAGCAGCAUUUCCUUUCACGAUCGUUCAAUUUUGUUUGUUCAUUUUCGUGACUGUCUCAUUAUCUCUCUCCUCCCCUAUGCGUCUUUGUUCCAGCGGUUUCACCAAAAAUCAAGCAAGCGAAACUGUGUUCUUAUUUAUUUCACUACAACUACUAUUAGUAAAUUCUAUUGUACAAACGUUUAAAACUUGUAUUGCGUGUAACAAUAACAGAGCAGGAGUAUCUCUCUUUCUAACCCACCCUCUCCCCGAAUUAGGAUCGAGUUGCGCUCAGUGUGUCUUGUAUUUACUAUAUACAUAUAAUAGUGUAAUCGUGACACGUUGACCCAAUGCACAACUCAUGUGAUUAAGACAAACUAAAGCCUAAUUAUAGAUUUUCUAAAUUGUGAAGGAGACAUUGUUCAGUUGACCAGUAGGAAUUCUAAUAAAAUCUGUGUAAGUUCAACGCCGACAAGAGAUGAUAACCAAAUUAGCGUUAGUGUUUAUUUAAUCAUGAUGAUAACGAUAACCCGUCGCGCUAAGGUGUAAAUAACGUGCUUGUGCAGGGCAUCGAUCGAACUAAGUUGACGUAACUAUUUAGUAUAUUAAACGAGAAGCUGUUAGUAUAAGUAGAGCAAAGUUUUUCCAAUUAAUUCAUUCUUUUAAUCAGUCGAAAGCUUAGUCCUCCUACGAUUUUAUCCGUUUCCAUCCUGGUUAUCGUGCGGGGGGAGAGUUGAAAACCGCACAAGAAUGGCAUACCCUUCUAUUAGAACAUAUUAGUAUUACACAUUCCCGUGGAAAAAAAUGCAGGAACACGACUUUUUCGGUACAUUGAUAAUUGGUUUCAUUUCGGUUCGGUGCGAAUGUUUUGUAUGCAAUUUAAUCGGAUGUUUUGAUAUUAAAACGACGAAUGAAUGCGUAAAAUGACUUCGAAACAGCAGGAAUUUGCAAGAACAAAAAACCGACAUCACAUUUAAUGGCUUGUUAAUAGAUACACAUAAAAUCGAUAUAAACAUAUUUUCAGUCGAUAAACAUUUGAAUUGUUGUGAUGUUUCAGAAGAAGAGAGUUUAACUAAAAUGCAAGCGUGAUAGCUAAGAUAUCAAA
Messenger RNA from Topomyia yanbarensis, 2270 nucleotides. It is a transcript of the gene slmo, whose product is annotated as protein slowmo. Gene Ontology annotation, molecular function: phosphatidic acid transfer activity. Lineage: Eukaryota; Metazoa; Arthropoda; Insecta; Diptera; Culicidae. The record is from RefSeq and is a predicted model, not a curated record. The transcript is spliced from 5 exons. Gene Ontology annotation, biological process: phospholipid transport. The coding region runs from base 141 to 785 and encodes 214 amino acids. Gene Ontology annotation, cellular component: mitochondrial intermembrane space.